Molecule: messenger RNA, 1941 nt
Organism: Mesocricetus auratus (golden hamster)
Lineage: Eukaryota; Metazoa; Chordata; Mammalia; Rodentia; Cricetidae
Gene: Dus2
Product: dihydrouridine synthase 2
Exons: 14
Coding region: 408-1538 (376 amino acids)
Biological process (GO): tRNA dihydrouridine synthesis
Cellular component (GO): cytoplasm
Molecular function (GO): tRNA dihydrouridine synthase activity; tRNA binding; flavin adenine dinucleotide binding
Source: RefSeq, a predicted model, not a curated record
CAGUCCUCAAGGACUUGGAAACAUUCCCCGGACCUCAAGGUUCCAGGCCAGUCACAAAGUUCAGCCAGGCACAGCUGUUGCCAAAGACAGAUAAAGAGCCAGUCAGCCACAAGCCUAUGACUGCAUGAAGGUCUGGCACGGAUUACCACACUCCCCUUGUACCCCCACCACCCCGUUUGCGGAUUCAGGCUUUAAAAACUCGCUGUAAUUUCUGUUCGGGGUUCACUCCUUCCCAAGGCUGCUGAACCCCUGCGUGACGCCUUAAUAAAAAUCCUCUUGUGUUUUGCAACGAACUUCGGCUCCCUGAUGGUCUUUGGGAGGUGCUCUGCACCGUGGACUUUGUUGCUCCAGAUGACCGAGUAGUUUUCCGUACAUGUGAAAGAGAACAGAACAGGGUGGUUUUCCAAAUGGGGACUUCAGACGCAGAGAGAGCCCUUGCUGUGGCCAGGCUUGUAGAAAAUGAUGUAGCUGGUAUUGAUGUCAACAUGGGCUGUCCAAAAGAAUAUUCCACUAAGGGAGGCAUGGGAGCUGCUCUGCUGUCAGACCCUGACAAGAUUGAGGAGAUCCUCAGCACUCUUGUUAAAGGAACACAGAAACCUGUGACCUGUAAAAUCCGAAUCCUGCCAUCGCUAGAAGAUACCCUGAGCCUUGUGAAGCGGAUAGAGAGGACUGGCAUUUCAGCCAUUGCAGUUCAUGGGAGGAACCGGGAUGAACGACCUCAGCACCCUGUCAGCUGUGAAGUUAUAAGAGCCAUCGCCAAGACCCUCUCCAUUCCUGUCAUAGCCAAUGGAGGAUCUCAUGACCACAUCCAGCAACAUUUGGACAUAGAGGACUUCCGACAAGCCACAGCUGCCUCUUCAGUGAUGGUGGCUCGAGCAGCCAUGUGGAACCCCUCUAUCUUCCUCAAGGAUGGCCUUCGUCCCCUAGAGGAAGUCAUGCAGAAGUAUAUCAGAUAUGCAGUGCAGUAUGAUAACCACUACACCAACACCAAAUACUGCUUGUGCCAGAUGCUGCGGGAACAGCUGGAGUCUCCCCAGGGAAGGUUGCUUCAUGCGGCGCAGUCUUCCCAGGAAAUUUGUGAAGCCUUUGGUCUUGGUGCCUUCUAUGAAGAGACCACUCGUGAGCUAGAUGCCCGGCGAGCUGACCUCUUGGCUAAGACUCCAGAGGCAGUUGAGAAGCCAGCUGAAGAUACCUCUGGCAUCAUUAAGAUGGCUAUCAAGUUUGACCGGAGAGCAUAUCCACCCCAAAUUACCCCCAAGAUGUGCUUGCUGGAAUGGUGUCGGAGAGAGAAGUUGCCACAGCCUGUGUAUGAAACAGUUCAACGACCCAUAGAUCGAAUGUUCUGCUCUGUUGUCACUGUUGCAGAGCAAAAGUACCAGUCCACGCUGUGGGACAAGUCUAAGAAACUGGCAGAACAAACUGCAGCCAUUGUCUGUCUGCGGAGCCAGGGCCUCCCUGAGGGUCGAUUGGGUGAGGAGAGCCCCUCCUUGAACAAACGCAAGCGAGAAGCUCCUGACCAAGAUCCUGGGGGCAUCUGAGUUCAGGAGUCAGCACUACCUGGGGAGAUCUGCAAGAAGCCGUUUGUAGCCCUGGGAAGCAGUGAAGAGAAUCUCCAGGAAGGCUGCUGACUACUCUCCCUGCCCUUGUCACCAGUGUGGGGUCUGAUGUGAUGGUGGUUACGGGUGCUGAGGCCUAAACCAGAUGUUAUUGGACAGUCUGCUGGCCCUUGCCAUGAAGAAGUUAGAAGUCUUGGCCCAGGCCAUCAGUCUGAAACAAGUGCCAAGGAAUGUCCAGCCGUGAUACUAUAUCCUCUCAUAGGUCUGAAUGUCUAAGCCAAGUUCCCAGUGACCUGAAUGUUUCUUUGAAAACAGGUUUUCAGGCCGCACCUCUAACUUAACAUUGGUACUGUGCAAUAAAGACAGCCUGAUGGCUAACUGCUCA